This is a messenger RNA of Limulus polyphemus (Atlantic horseshoe crab), 3178 nucleotides long. Its product is annotated as alpha-catulin-like. The transcript is spliced from 15 exons. The coding region runs from base 415 to 2388 and encodes 657 amino acids. The record is from RefSeq and is a predicted model, not a curated record. Lineage: Eukaryota; Metazoa; Arthropoda; Merostomata; Xiphosura; Limulidae. Gene Ontology annotation, biological process: Rho protein signal transduction; cell adhesion. Gene Ontology annotation, molecular function: actin filament binding.
AGUAUUCAGCUGACGGAGUAUGGGCCUUUCGUGGAUCAAGAUCUAUUUUUAAGUGACCAGCUAAGUCUCUCCUGGAACUGAAAUGAUAACUGUCCAUUUCUAUAAAUGAAAGAAGAGAAUGAUACAAAGCUCGACCUUUUUUUCCUUCGGUAAUGAAAGAAAGAAAAAUAGAAAGUUCGAUUUUUGACUGAAAUGUUUCCUCGCUUGUAAAAUAUUCGCCCUGUUGACGAAAGAAAGGAGAAACUUUUGUGAUGUAUAUGAAAAGUUGUAUAAGAUCGAUAGCUGGAGUGUUUCGUUCUUCAAGUGUUUUAUCUCUGACCACAUAAGACUCUCAAAAAAAAACAAAAAACCUCAAGUACUUAUAUCCACACGCAUAUAUCUUCAUUAUUUUACCAAGAUAUCGUAAGCCGGGAAAUGUACGGUAGAUCAGAGAAGGCCGGAAGGGCCUUGCUGCGGGUUGGGCAGGCCGUCACUAGAGCUGUCGAGCGGUUUGUGGCCGUGGGAGAAUGUAUAGCCGAAGACAAUCCUCAGAUUAAAGUGGACAUGUACGAAGCUUGUAAGGACGCCAGGACAGCAGCAUUGCUUAUCGAGCAACUCUGCGAAAGUCAACGAGUAGAGACUGCCCGCCACGGAGUUGAUAGAUCCCGGACGGCCAGGGCAGCCCGAGGUUUACUGGCAUCGAUAACAAAAGUUUUAAUACUGGCAGAUACCGUAGUAGUGCAACAGUUACUUAAUACUAAAGACCGGGUACCCACGAGCUUGAACAACAUAGGCAACUUCACGGAAUUUGUAAAAGUCUUCAGCCUUAUAGGAACAGAAAUGGUGGAACUAGCGUACACGACUGGAGAUAGAGUUCACAACUACAGAGACGAUCGACGACGAGCUCAGAUGAAAGUAGCAGGUCAAGUUUUACAACGAUCAGCAGUUAUGUUUCUCACAUCUUCAAAGGCUUGUCUGUGCCACCCUGACUGUGAAACAGCUCGAGAGAACAGAGACUCGGUUUUCCUACAGAUGAGAAGAGCUAUGGACCUCAUUCACUGUAUACUUAAAGACGGCGUUCUUCCGGACUUGGUAGCCUCUAAGAGAGAUAACACUGCUCCCAAGAGGAACGGGACUGCUGUUGGCAAACAAAACAAACGUUUUCAUUCUUCGGUGUGGAAACUUGAAGAGUUAGAACAAUACUUUACAGUGCACAAUGCUUUGAACAGAUUCGAGGAUCUGUUGGAUGGAAUCAAGACAAUAGUAGCGGUAUCAGUGUAUAGGGACCAGUUGUUAAGUGCCUUAGAAACUAUUGUGGAACGAACUCAAGAUUUCACUGACUCGGCCUACACUUCCCAAGAACACAGGGAAAAUAUUUUACUCAUCUGUGAGCGUGUUAAAAUAGACCUUAACCAAAUAUUGAGAAUAGGAGUUGAACUGGACCAAGCCGUAUCUCUAUCUCCUACUGAAGACUUAGAAGUAUCCAUUCAACAUCUCCUUAAGUCAUGCGAGGACUUGAAAAAGCAACUCCAAGAGACAACGCUUGACCACUUGGACGAGAUGUUUAAGGUCACGAAGGAGACAGAGCUUACAGUCCGCCUUAAGAACGCAGCAGUCUCUGGUGAUCGACUGAGGCUAGAGUGUUACGCAGAAAAAUUUAGCGAGCAUGUUGAUCAUUUACAUGACGUGUGUAAGCUGUUACACCACGUGGCCAGUAGUGAAUCUUUACAAGUGUCUUCCAAGCACGUGGAAUAUUCUCUUAAGAUCUACGGAGUUCAGGUGCUAAAUGCUUGCCACACCCUCUACUUACACCCCACCAGCAAAAUUGCAAAGGAAAAUUUGGAUGUUUUUUGUGAGAUGUGGCACGCAUUAGAGAACGACGUAGCCAAAAUGUCCUGUGAUAUCGCCGAGAUGUAUGGAGGAAAAAUCUCAGACAAAACAUCUGAGAAAAUUUCUAAUUCCUCUUCUCUUCAGCAAUCGAAAGAUUUUGAUAUUUUCAACCAAGCAGAAAUGUUUGCAGAGGAUGCAAAUAGGUUAUACAAAGAUAUUCGUCAGUUUUCAUACCAGGUUCCAGGUGGGUCACAGAAGAAAGAUCUUCUAGAAAACCUUGACAAAGUCCCAACUUACGUUCAACAGCUGCAGUUUACUGUAAGAAAUCCAACCGUGGGUAAAGCAGCCACAUUCACAAAGGUUGACAACGUAAUCCAAGGUGUAAAGGACCUGAUGAAUGUCGUAUCGAAAGUAGUCACGAUAAGCCUUGUUUGUGCAUCAAAGUAUAAGUUGAAGUUAAGAAAGUCCAGAAACGCAUCCGGUUACAGUGGAGAUCCUGACGAGUGUGGAUAUGGAGAUGCUUCUGGAGGUAUGCCCCCUAGAGGUGGAGGGACCAGCUCAUCCGAUCCGAACAUCUGACAAUUAGGGUUAAGCCCACGAAGGGCUAACAAAGUUGGAGGUGAUACACGUCGUACACGUGUAUCGUUUUUUACGUUAUUAGGAGCUAAAAAACGAGACUGAUGCUGACCCUGAGAUAAUACUAUUGUUGUUAAAAGCUUUUGUUAACUGUUACAUUCCUAUUGAUUCAAUGGUUUAUAAACUAACAAAGUAUUUGUGAUAACGCCCUGAUGUUUAGCUCAUCAACCUUAAGCUGAAGUGAAUAUUUUAUUCCUUUCAAAGGGCUAAUAACAGUAACAAAUGUUGACUGUCUUACAAGUUUCAAGUACGCUUCUUAACCUAAAGGUAUCGCAUGUCAGUAAUAUUAUUAGCAUGGUAAUAAUUAGCUGUACUUAAGAAGAGAUUAUAGAAUAAUUUACAAAUAUUACUUUAUUGAAAGACGCAUUAGGUACCAGGUAGAGACUGCAUGAAAUCAGCCCUAAGAUUUUUUAACACAAGUCAACAUCAUGACACAAUAUAAGUAACGUUAACUGAUAAUAUCGUAAACUUGAAAAAUGUUUUUAGAACAAUUAUGGUUGAAAUCCCAUAUUCAGAAAGUAUUCAGAAAGAUACUUCUCAUAAUUGUACACUUUAGAAUGAGAUAAAAUUGACAGAAUUAUGCCAACAGUUAGUUUGCUUGAGAGAGUCCAUUGGGCAGAUGUUAUUCUCUCUAAAUGAUGACACAUUAUUCACAGACUUUUUCUAUGUAUAGCUUAUAUAUAUAUAUACUGUUACGUCUCUGUUCUCGUUUGUUAAUUUUCGCCCCCCAGUA